GUGCCCUUUGAUGUUCACGCUACCCUACUUGUCUUCUGCUCAAAAGCAGUAUUUGUUGCAGGCCGUGACUACAAUACUUUUUCUCGCUGAGGUCCUAUGUAUUUUUCUCUUUUUUCUUUCAUAAAGUUCGAGCCAGAAAUUGUGAGAAAAAUCACAAAAGUUUCUGACAGGAAAGUAGAAGUGUUUUUUUUUUUUCAAAGAAAAAAUGCCGCAGCUCAAUAGCGGAGGGGGAGAUGAUCUCGGAGCCAACGAUGAAAUGAUCGCCUUCAAAGAUGAAGGAGAACAGGAGGAAAAGAUUCAAGAGAAUGCGUUUACCGAGCGGGACCUGGCCGAUCUGAAGUCGUCGUUGGUGAAUGAAUCGGAGAUCAGUCAAAACUCACACCCGCCGGUGGUUAGAACAGGACAGCAGGAGGAGCAGAGAGUGUACGAGGAGAAGCACAGGGAGCACCUCGAACAUCUUGACGUACCAAAGCCUCAAGAUGGAGGGAUGUAUAAAGCACCUGCAUAUUCUGGAUACCCAUUCUUGAUGUUGCCAGAUCCCUAUCAUCCCAAUGGACAAGUGCCACCAUCUGCUAACAAAGUGGCAGUGGUGCAGCAGCCUCAUGGGAUGCACUCACUUACAUCACUUCUGCCAUACAGCAAUGAACAUUUCAAUCCCAGCUCUUCGCAUAUGACAUCAGAUAUGAGCCAAAAACCAGGUGUUCACAGACAUCAGUCUCAUGAUCUCCCAAGCUUCUAUUCCUUGCCUUCAGGAGGAGUUGGCCAAAUUGCCCCAUCCAUGGGUUGGCAAAGUCAGCCUGUCUAUCCACUCUCCUCGUGUGGCUUCAGGCAACCCUACUCCUCCAGUCUCACCAGCAACUCCUCCUAUUCCAGGUUCUCUCACUCGCUUAUUAUGGGGCCAUCUGGAAUGCACCCAACAGGAAUCCCACACCCUGCUAUAGUGCCCUCUUCAGGCAGGCAGGAGCAUGACCAGUUUGACAUUAAGCCUCAUCCAGAAUCAAAGAGGGAGAGAGAGCCAAAGAAGCCAGUCAUCAAGAAGCCUCUGAAUGCCUUUAUGCUCUAUAUGAAGGAGAUGAGGGCAAAAGUCAUUGCAGAAUGCACCUUGAAGGAGAGUGCAGCUAUCAACCAGAUACUGGGCCGCAGGUGGCAUGCUCUGACACGUGAGGAACAGGCUAAGUACUAUGAGCUUGCCAGGAAAGAGCGGCAGCUUCAUAUGCAACUCUACCCCAGCUGGUCUGCCCGAGACAACUAUGGCAAAAAGAAGAGAAGAAAACGAGACAAGCAGCAAGAUUCUGCCACAGAUAACUCUCUUGACUGUUCCUAGGAGAAAAAAGAAGUGCAUUCGCUACCUUCAAGGAGGACAGUGCGCCAGCCCCAAUUCUUCCGAUGGAAGUGCUGUAGAUUCACCUUCCUCUCCUAUUCAUCAUUUCACACACCCCACCUUUCCUGUAAACUGCCCCUUUCCUUUUCCCGAUGCUAGCAAUCUACAUUCACAGACUGGAAAAUAUCCUUACCUUCAACACUCAGUCCUCAUGAAUUCCCAAUUUUCUUCAGCAGGGCGAAAACAAAGACCAGAAUACACACCUGUGUAGACAAUAUCAUUAAACAAUGAGACCCAGAAAAUCUUCUGCUAUCAGUGUUUUCACUAGACACCUUAAAGAAAUUUAAAUGGUGACACCAGCUGGUGUGUGUAUCACAUUGCUAGCAAUGCAAUUGUAAAAACGUGUCAGUGAUAAUAAAGGGUUCAUUCAUUCAUUGAAAUGAUGGUAUUCCAUACCUAAUAUAAAACAUUUGCUUUUAUUUGUCAUUUUUCUUAUUCCUGUUUUUCCAUUUAUUUACACACUGCCACUUUCUGAGUGCUAUGUCUGGUAUAUUUCAUCGAAACGCCACAGUGUCAAAUAUGUUUCAAGCAACAACAAUAAAAAUGCUUCAUUUUGCUGUUUAUGUCGUCUGUCAGCAAUAAUAAGUAUUGAUUCUGAAUCUGUUCAGCCAUAGAAGAGAAAUGUGCAUAAGUUCUCAAGCUAUAAGGGAGAGUUAAUGUUGAAUUAAUGCAGUUCCUCAAAUUACUGUGCUUGUUUACUUCAUAUACAAUAAAGUUCUUUAUUUCCUCAAA
Molecule: messenger RNA, 2113 nt
Organism: Neoarius graeffei (lesser salmon catfish)
Lineage: Eukaryota; Metazoa; Chordata; Actinopteri; Siluriformes; Ariidae
Gene: tcf7
Product: transcription factor 7
Exons: 11
Coding region: 206-1324 (372 amino acids)
Biological process (GO): canonical Wnt signaling pathway; regulation of transcription by RNA polymerase II
Cellular component (GO): beta-catenin-TCF complex
Molecular function (GO): DNA-binding transcription factor activity, RNA polymerase II-specific; RNA polymerase II cis-regulatory region sequence-specific DNA binding
Source: RefSeq, a predicted model, not a curated record